AUGCCACCUAUGGACUCCAUAUUACUGAUUUCUGUGGCCUUGAAUAGAGGAAUUGCAGCUGUUAAGGAAGAUGCUGUGGAAAUGCUAGCCAGCUAUGGCUUGGCAUACUCCCUCAUGAAGUUUUUCACUGGACCGAUGAGUGAUUUCAAAAAUGUGGGUCUGGUUUUUGUUAACAGUAAAAGAGACAGAACCAAAGCAGUUUUGUGCAUGGUUGUAGCUGGUGCGGUGGCUGCAGUGUUUCAUACCUUGAUAGCAUACAGUGAUCUGGGAUAUUACAUCAUUAACAAGUUGCAUCAUGUUGAUGAUUCUGUGGGAAGUAAAACACGCAAGGCCUUCCUUUAUCUUGCAGCUUUUCCUUUCAUGGAUGCCAUGGCUUGGACACAUGCAGGCAUUCUUUUGAAACACAAAUACAGCUUUCUGGUUGGAUGUGCCUCCAUUUCAGAUGUCAUUGCUCAGGUGGUUUUUGUGGCUAUUUUACUGCACAGUCACUUGGAAUGCCGAGAGCCCCUUCUCAUCCCAAUCCUGUCUUUGUACAUGGGAGCACUCGUCCGAUGUACCACGUUAUGCCUGGGUUACUACAGAAACAUUCAUGAUACUAUUCCUGAUCAUAGCGGGCCAGAGAUGGGAGGAGAUGCUACAAUAAAAAAGAUGCUAGGUUUCUGGUGGCCUUUGGCAUUAAUUUUGGCCACUCAGAGAAUCAGUAGACCUAUUGUGAACCUCUUUGUAUCCCGCGAUCUUGGUGGCAGUUCGGCAGCCACAGAGGCAGUUGCAAUUUUGACAGCUACGUAUCCAGUGGGACACAUGCCAUAUGGCUGGUUGACAGAGAUCCGAGCUGUUUACCCUGCUUUUGACAAGAACAAUCCCAGCAAUAAAAUGGUGAAUUCCAGCAGUACUGUUACAGGGUCACACAUCAAAAAGUUCACUUUUGUCUGCAUGGCCCUCUCUUUAACGCUCUGCUUUGUGAUGUUUUGGACACCUAAUGUGUCUGAGAAGAUCUUGGUCGACAUCAUUGGCGUUGAUUUUGCUUUUGCAGAGCUCUGCGUCAUUCCUCUUCGCCUCUUCUCCUUCUUUCCCGUACCAGUCACAGUAAGAGCACAUUUGACAGGAUGGUUGAUGACGUUGAAAAAGACUUUUGUCCUAGCUCCUAGCUCAGUACUGCGCAUCAUUGUUCUCAUCACCAGUUUGAUUGUGCUGCCUUACUUAGGGGUCCAUGGAGCUACUCUAGGUGUAGGAUCACUUCUCGCUGGCUUUGUAGGAGAAUCAACUAUGGUUGCAAUAGCAGCUUGUUACGUCUAUCAAAAACAGAAAAAGAAGAGGAAUGAUAAUGAGACUGCUACAGAAGGUGAAGACUCAGCAAUGACUGACAUGCCUCCAACAGAUGAAUUGACGGACAUCGUAGAAAUGAGAGAAGACAAUGAAUAAUAAAUGAAAACUCUGCAGGGAAAACUGGAAGUUUACUUCUUCUCUCACACUUUACUUUUCAUAAUGAGGCCUUGCUUCUGAAGGUUUCAGAUAAUGAAUUCAGAGCAUACCAAGUAUGCUGGCAUGGAUGAGGAACUUCAAGGAACAGUCUCUAUUUUUCUUCUUCCCCUUCCACCGAUUCUUUUUUCUCAUUUCAUGCAAUCGCAAAAGACAUGGCGGCUAUUCAGUAGAGGAAGCCUAUGUUCUUGGGACCUUAUCCUUCCUUGGUCAACCAAAGUCUCUCUGUUGAUUCAUGGAUUGUGUUGCCGUCCUGCAUCUUCUUCUUACCUGCCCCAUUUCUUUUUAUUAUCGUUAAUGAAAUAUAAAAAUACACAUGGGAUUUGUGGGGGGAGGGGAACAUUAGCUUUAUUUUGCUUGCUGAAACAUGACCUUACUCUUUUGAUCUGUACCAUGGUGGAUCCCUGAGAUUAGCUUUCUUAAUAUUCAGUGUAAUAUAUUGUAUACUGCUAAGACUACAAACAAGAUCCUGAGUCAAAAAAAAAGAAUUAGAGAUGAAAUAUCUUAAAAGAGACCUUGAUAAAUGCAGAAUAAGACUAAAUACAGGGUAACCCUUCUGCUUAAGAUUAAUUGUUAUCUAUGAUACAAAAGAGAGUUUUCCCUUUGGUAGUCAACUGUGAACCAUCUGUAUUACACUAACCUUGUAACUGUUUUCUAAAAACAAUUGUGGACCUUUAAAUCAGAAGCUUUAUUACAAUAUUGGUGUCUUAUCUAAAACUUUAUAUUUGAUAGUGUUGUUCUCAUAUUUGAUGCUAUGCAGGAUAAUGUGGUUGAGAUGAGGGACAAGUAUUUGUUAAUAGGGGUCUUUCUCAAAAGAAAUGUGCCCCCCCACCCCAAUAUUUAAACCAAAGUAGUAAUCUCUUGUGGGGUAGGGGAAAAAUAAGGCUAUUUGUACAAACUGCUAUAUGUGCUCACUUGUACAACGAAUAUAAUAAUAUAUCUUUUUCCUUUAGAAAACUUUGGAUAAGACUAUGUUACUUUAGGAGGAACUUGCCAAAAUGGAAUGGUGUUAAAUAAAUCAAAGCCUACACUGGGGAAAUGGUC
Molecule: messenger RNA, 2523 nt
Organism: Protobothrops mucrosquamatus (brown spotted pit viper)
Lineage: Eukaryota; Metazoa; Chordata; Lepidosauria; Squamata; Viperidae
Gene: ANKH
Product: ANKH inorganic pyrophosphate transport regulator
Exons: 12
Coding region: 1-1422 (473 amino acids)
Biological process (GO): phosphate ion transmembrane transport
Cellular component (GO): membrane
Molecular function (GO): phosphate transmembrane transporter activity
Source: RefSeq, a predicted model, not a curated record